Acipenser ruthenus (sterlet) is the source of this 2632-nucleotide messenger RNA. Its product is annotated as 1-acyl-sn-glycerol-3-phosphate acyltransferase alpha-like. The record is from RefSeq and is a predicted model, not a curated record. NCBI's taxonomy places the organism in Eukaryota, Metazoa, Chordata, Actinopteri, Acipenseriformes, Acipenseridae. Gene Ontology annotation, cellular component: membrane; endoplasmic reticulum. Gene Ontology annotation, biological process: phosphatidic acid biosynthetic process. The coding region runs from base 128 to 946 and encodes 272 amino acids. Gene Ontology annotation, molecular function: 1-acylglycerol-3-phosphate O-acyltransferase activity. The transcript has 6 exons.
GAGCGGAAAUUACUGAUUUAAAAAAGUUCCCGUGAAGUUGUAUGUAGGAAGUUGUGAUUACUAGCCAGUGCUUGGUUGAGGGACGCACACUAUACGGACAGAGCUGUGUCGUCCGGUUGACAGAACAAUGUCGUUCGUGAUGUUAUUACUCAUAAUGCUGCUUUUGAUUCCGGUUCUACUUCUUACAAGUAGAGUGUUUACAUAUUAUUUUAAGAAUAUUUUUUACGUAGCACAUAUGAUGGUGAUGGCAUCGAUUGCACUGCCGAUUUGUAUCCUGAGAUGCAGGGGUAGGGACAUUGAAAACAUGAGGAUUGUCCGAGCUUUUUGCUGGCAUGUCAAGUACUUUCUGGGAGUGAGAUACAAAGUGAGUGGACUGGAGCACUUCCAGACUGAAGGGCCCUAUGUCAUCCUAUGCAAUCACCAGAGUACCCUGGACAUCCUUGGAAUGAUGGAGAUCCUACCUGACCGCUGCACUCCCAUAGCCAGGAAGGAAGUGGUCUACGUUGGCACUGUGGGCUUGACCAGCUGGAUUGGAGGGGUUGUCUUCAUCAACCGCAAGAAGACCAGCGAUGCCAAAAGUGUCAUGGCAGAUGUAGCACAGACGAUGCAGAAGGACCAGAUCCGUGUCUGGGUGUUUCCAGAGGGCACGAGGAACCAGAAGGGAGACCUCCUGCCCUUCAAGAAAGGAGCCUUCCACCUGGCAGUUCAGGUCCAGGUCCCCAUCAUUCCAGUCGUAUUUUCCUCCUACAAAAACUUUUACUCGCCGGAGGAAAAGCAGUUUAAAUCAGGGACAGUCACUAUAAAAAUCCUCCCGAAAGUUGAAACAAAGAACAUGACCUCGGACGACGUCUCUGCUCUCUCUGAGACAUGCUACCAGCUCAUGAAUUCUGCUUUUGCUGAGAUUUCUCAACCAGCUGGCCAGACGAACGGCCCGUCCAGUAACUGAGUAGUGCCCUCAACUGCUCCGAUACCCGGGGAAAGUCGGGCGAGGCGGUAAAGAUCUCUCCCAACGCAGAGCCUCACUUCCAUUCCCAAGCUUCAGUAAUGCAGUCCUAAAAUUGUUCAAGCAGUUUAUGAGGUUACAGUUAAGGACUAGAGCCUGGAGAUCUGGCAUUCAUUCUGUCAGUAAUCCAAUCCAAAACUUGAAUAACAUUUCCCUGUUAUGCGCUUGCACAUUUUUCAAUUUAAAAAAGCUGCCAAGUGAAUGUCAUAGAAAACAUUGCUGCCUGUCCCAGUAUUUUGUUACUUAAGAGGUAGAUUUGGAGCUGGAAUAACCAUAAGUGUAAUUAAUCGGAAGGGAGGGAAUUUAGGGGGUUGGGGAAAACCAAAGAUCUUGAUAAAUAUAGAUCCCCCAUUCAAUCCUGAACACUACAACUCAGAUAAAGACUUCAAAGUGCACAAAGCAGGUCAAACCUGUGCUAAUGUAAUUAUAUUGUACCGAUUUAAACCAGCCAUAAUGUUUUAUUGAAUUGUUUCAGUAUCAAAAAAAAGUCAGGGGGCACCAGUUGUUGUUGUUGCACUUCAUAUGCAUUUUCUAUGUUGUCUCGUUCCUGCAGGAAUGAUAAAGUUGAAAACAUAUCCUGCCAUGCAUGGUCUGUAUGAUUACUGUUAUUUCUGCUCAGAUCAUUAUUUGCCAUUGCUUCUGAAAAUGCUUCAAGGAAAUGGUGCUUCUCUCCCCCCUCCCCAUCAUUUCAACACAGUCUUUUCAGAAGAAUGCAAUAGUUAGUAAGCAUGGCAAAACUUGAUCCAAGCGGAAACAGCAAACAGUCAAGAAAUGAAAUAUUAGGAAAACAUCCUGAAGUAAAGACUUUCUGUUGGUUAGAGUUUACAGCACUUUAAACCUUUUGGAAGAGACAACAUAUUUUAGGCUCCAAGUAUAGACACUAUAGCAAAAAUCCUUUCUGUGGGAGACCAGUAUACAGUUAAUGCAGAAGCUUUGGCUGCAAUUCCAACGCUUGCACAUGUAGACCUUCCCUCUGUGCAUCUUAAACCUGAGGUAUAGAUGUAGGAUACAGUAUAUGUCUACUGUAGGUCCCUACCAUAGACCAGCUGUUUCAGUGAAAAGGUAUUGUAGCCAAUCAGUGGUAAAUGGAUUGUAACCCUUAAAAUACUACUCCCUGAAACUAAUACCCUACCCAUACUUAUCAUGCUUCAGAAGAAAGAUGCCUCAAAUUGUGGUAGCACCCUCUGCUGGGAAGUCCUGGAAUAGCAUGUUGAUUCAGCGGGAGGCAGAGUGGGUUUGGGCUUGGUAAAUAUUGCAAGGAAAAAAACUCAUUCUGGUUUCUUUGUUGUUUCUCACCAUGUGCACUGGAGGGUCACUCUUUGGGAAGCUUUACUGGUGCACUUCUAGUAAUGUUUUAUCUGGGUUUGAAAGGCUAUCAGAUUCAGACUGUGUGCAAUUUGUUAAUUGUCAUUGAAAUUCGCCAAAGCUCUUAAAGUGCAAUUGCUGUACUUCAAAAAAAAAAAAAAAAAAAAAAAAAUACCUGCGAGUCAGAGAUUUUUCUGUUAUAUACAAGUACAAAUUUGGUUAUGUUAAAGAUGAUUUUGCAGAACGUUGUUUGUAUUUAAUUUGAUGGCAGAAUCUGGCUGAACCUUUAAAAAUAAAUUUCAUUUUUCCAGUGGGAAAGUUGGA